Molecule: messenger RNA, 3573 nt
Organism: Tetrahymena thermophila SB210
Lineage: Eukaryota; Ciliophora; Oligohymenophorea; Hymenostomatida; Tetrahymenidae
Exons: 10
Source: RefSeq, a predicted model, not a curated record
AUGUUUAGCAAUUUUCGUGUUGGAUUUUGGAGACAAACUAUGAUCCAUACUUCCAAAAAUAAUAAGAUUAAUAUAAGAUGCACUUUAAGUAGGUUAGCUUAAUUAAAUUUUAAUUAAGUUAGAUUCCAUUUUAGUGCUUAGCCUUAAACAUUAGAAAAGAUUAAUAACUAUGAAAGCAUCUUUACAGCUAUAAAUUCCUCUGAAAGCAUUAAUGAUGUCUUGAAGAUUUACAGAGAAAAUGAGGAUAUUUAUAAAUCUGAACAUUUAUCUUCUACUGCUCGCUCUUUCGCAAGGAUAUUUAAAUAGAAUAUGUCAAAAACCGAUUUUGAGGCUCUCAAAGAUCCUCUAUAUUAAUAGUUAACUGGAAAAAUAGCAAACAAUUUAUAGAGUUUUAAUGAAGUUGAGCUACUUGAUUUAAUAUUUUGGAUGAGAAAAUCCAAACACUUAAAGUUUCCAUUAUACAAUAUGGAAACUAAGAUAGCUGAUUGUAUAGAUAGAGUAGUAGAGUAUGUUAAAAAGGAUUCGUAUAACAUAAAAUAAUUAGCAACUGUUCACUUUGAUGUUUCUCAUAUUGGUAGAAAUUGUGAAGAAAUUUGCUAGCAGUUAAUUUAAGAAAUAAAAAAAGAUUCUUCUAAAUUGACUCCUUUCAUAGUCAUGAAUCUUAUGUAAAGUAUAUCAUUGAAACAAGGAUUUAAUUCUGGAAGAGAACUUAUUUUAAUUGAUUUGCUUACUAAGUUCUUGCCAAACAUUUACGAAUAACUUGACCUUCAAUAGAAAAGUCUGAUAUUUAAAUGCAUAGCUUAUAUCGAGCCUUAAAUUACCCCUCCUAAAUACAAGAUUCCUCAAGUGUUAUAUGAUUUAAGAGUUGACUUAAAAGAAAAGUUGGAUUCUUUAAAUGAAUCAAAUGUUUUAAAUAUUUUGCAAGGAUAUUAGUAUCUGAUUUAUUCUUCCUUCCCUUAGGAUUUGUUAGAAGAAAUCAAGGAUAUGAUUAUAGUAACUGUAAAGCACCAUCCAAAUAAUAUGAAAUCAGUUUAUUUAUUAGAUUAUAUAGAGCUUAUAACUUAAUUCAAUAAAAAAAAGAAAACCGAUGUAGCUAAAAUGAAUAUUUUAAUAAAGGAAUUGACAAAAAGAAUUUCUGAAAAAGAUGAACAAUUAUUGAAUUAUAGGAUUGAUAAAAUUAUUAAUUAUUGUGAUAAAUACAUAAGAGCCAAUAGUUCUAUUAUUGUAGAGCUUUGCAAAUAGUAUGAAAGCUAAAUUAAAAACCAUUUUAAUAUAUCAUUAAUUGAAUUAGCUUCAAAGAAAGUUCCUUUAGAGAGUUUCGAUAGCCUUUUAGAGUCCUUCUUUGGCAAUAAAAAUUCUUAAGAAAAAUUAGAAAUAGUUAGUAAGCUUUCAAAGCCUAUUUAAAUACGUCUUUGCCUUUCUCUUUAUCAUCACAGAGAUCGUCAUUUUGACCUCUUUAACGAGCUUCAAAAAUAAUUUGAAGAAUACAUCGAAAAGGAUCCUUUAGCUGUCAUUGUUUCUUUAAAAUCUUCAAUUAUUUUUAACCAAUUCAAAAAAGAUCUAAUGACUAAAUCUGUCUAAAAUUAUGUUAAUACUCGCUAAAACGAUUCAGAUGGCUAAAUCUGCAAAGCUAUGAUAUGUUCUUCAGAAUACAAAGAAGUUAGAAAAAUUUGGACUAGUUAGUUUUUAAAGAAUAAACAACUUGAAUCUUAAUUCGUUCAUAAGUUUUUAGAAAUGUUCUUUGCCUAAGACUAAUAUGACAACUAAGAAAAACUGUUUUUAUUUAUUUAUGUGCUUUAAUGUUCUAAAAUCUUCCCUGCUAAGAUGCUUAUUAAUUGCAUAAAGGAUAAUACAAGAUUUGUGCAAGAUAUUGUUAAAUUUGACUCAAUUUUCCGUAAGCUAAUUUUUGAAAUUCUCAAGAACUUGAAGCAACAACCUGAUUCUAUUCGUUUGAUUAACAUCUAUCAAAUAUUAUUGAGAUUGGAAAGUUUGGGUUAUCGCUCGGAGUCUUUCUAUAAAUUUAUGGCAUAGGUUUUGGACAUAUGCUACAGUUCAAACAAAAAGAACGAGUUGAACUCCUAUAUUGGUUUUAUUUAUCAAAUUAGAUUACUUGAUAGUAACAAUUUAAAGGUUGAAUAUGCUAAAAGUUUGUUCGAAAACCAAUAUAUUGUCGACAUCAACCAAAAAGGAAAGCUUUUGAGUUUAAUAGCAAAGCACGACACUCAAUACUACAGCAAUAACAGAGAAUAAUAUGAUAUCUACUUUAAAAAUCUACUUGCAUCAAUGAAUUCAAACUAACCAGCCUAAAUUUUAAAUAGCAUAGCUGCUAUUUUAAGAAUGCCCGCACACUACUUAAAAUAAGAUCAUUAUUUCAUUGUAAAAUCGUUGAAGGAAAACAUAAGCAGUGCCAACGAUUCAGUAUACACUAAUUUAUUUACAUCAAUACCUUUUACAGGAGGUUUGUACACACCAAUUAUCUAAGAACUCAUUGCAUAUUUCCCAUAAAUUUGCAAGCGUAUGAUAUUCCCUGAUAUUAGAAGAAUAUUACAAAAAGUUGCAGAAUUAAAUAUGAAAGACCAACAAUUGUUAACAUUGAUCCUACAAGAAAUAGGAGGAAAUUUCUUCACUAUGUCUUGUGAAGACAGAAUUUUCUGUGUAAUUUCUUUCUGUAAUUUAAGAAUAAGAUAAGAUGACUUCAUAGAUAAAACACUCAGAUUAAUUAUUGAUAAUAUGGCUUCUUACAGGAGCUAUUAUUUGAUGUUAACUGAGUCUUUAUACAGAAUUGGUUUCCACAGCGAUACCUUAAAUGAAUUUUUGAAAAAAGCUCUUAAGUUCUGGAGAUUCAGCAGCUCAGAAUAUAUAUCUACCUUGAUGCUUUUAUCUAUUUCUAAAGAUAGAUAAGGCGAACUUCUUAAUGAUAUUUCAGUUAAGUUAUCCAAUCCAAGCAAUUACCUUGAUUCGAUGGCUAUAAAUUUCAACAAUUAAUAUUUUAUUUUAAGCUCACUCUACUACUCAAUGUACCAUUAAUCUCACCCAGAAAUUUUGAAAUUUAUUUCUAAGUGCUACGGUGAUUAAAAAUUGGCAAGUCCUACAAAAUUCAUUUUUUACCAUAACAAAUAUCCAACAAUAUAAAAAUACCUUUAAGCAAUGGGAAUAGAUUAUAUUACUUUAGCUUAAAUUGAUAAAUAUGAAGUACCAUUAUUUAUUCCAGCAACAAAAUAAAUAGUCAAAGUGAAUGCUUUAACAAACUUAAAUUUUGAUAGAAAAACUUUGGAUGGUAAAAGUUAAACCGAAUAGCUUAUUUUAGAGGGUAUACCAGAUGUUGAAAUUGUUGAAAUUAGCAUCCUUGAAUUUUUGAGUUUAGGAAAUGAUUAUCUAUAAAAAAUAAAUUACCUAAUUAAAUAAGGUAUAAAGAGCAAUAAUAUUGGUGUUUAUGAUUUCUCCAAAUUAUAAUCAAAUACAAAUGAAGAAUAAGAAGAAAUAAGCUAAAAUGAAUAAAGUGAAGUAGAAAUUAAUAUUGCUAUGGAGGAAGAUAUAUUAAGCACAGCUGAUUUAGAAGAAUCAAAAAAUUGA